This is a messenger RNA of Brugia malayi, 549 nucleotides long. RefSeq lists its product as uncharacterized. Lineage: Eukaryota; Metazoa; Nematoda; Chromadorea; Rhabditida; Onchocercidae. The record is from RefSeq and is a predicted model, not a curated record. Gene Ontology annotation, cellular component: extracellular region. Gene Ontology annotation, molecular function: cytokine activity. Bases 1 to 549 code for a protein of 182 amino acids. The transcript is spliced from 4 exons.
AUGUUUCUACCGCUACAUCAAAAGAGAUCAUCACCAGAGUUUCGCGGAAUGGUUGCACAGAAAGAACGCCUCGCAUUAUACGCCCAUUGCGCCCAUUUAUCAGCAAUCUUAAAUGCACUGAAGGACGGAGAACAAGUAAGCCAUGGAGUCGCUGACUGCGAAACCCCGGAACUCCCAGCAAUAACACCGGAAGCACCGCUGAGAGAACGCGCAUUGUGUUAUUUUGAAUAUUUUCUGAAUUAUAAUCCGCUGAGAGUUCCGGCAGCUCUGGCGGAAGUACGCUGCAUGUGCGCUCAUCCGCCACCCAAAUUAAUCGGCAAGCGAAUCUUCGAGUGUGAACCGCUUCGUUAUCAAAUUCGUGUGCUAAAAUUUGACGAACUAUGUCAAACAUACUCGGAACAAACUGAAACAAUCGCCCUAGCAUGUAUACCUGUGCUGCAGGCAAGUGCAAAAGCGGAUGGAGAAAUGAAAUUCCUGGCUCCGGAAAGAUUUCGAGGUCCGAUCAAGAAGAGUGUCCAGUAUGAUUAUAGUAAUUUUCAUGACGAAUAA